UGCACAGGAUGGGUGGGGUAAUGUGCUGUGUGUUUGAACAGACAAGGUGAAAUCUGUUGUGAUACGUGCUCAGGCAAAGAGCGGGCUUGAAUGGAAUCUUUUACCUCUAACACUUGAGAGGCUGUACACUGAAGGAUUACUUGCUCUUUGGACAUAACUGAUUUGAAUGUUCAUUAAAACCGCAAUGGAGACAACCAGUGACACCAGCAAAAUCCUGGAGAAGGGUCCUGAAUACCUUCGAAAACAAAUGGAACUGGAGAGUGAGACAAAAGGACGCAUGAGUGCUGUGGAGAGGCUCCGGGCAAGCAAACCGAAAUACGUCAAAAGCCAGCAGGUGGUCAACUCCACUCAGGAGUCAGUGAUCAGUCUUGGAUCAGCUUCUGUGAGCAGCACAGGGUCUUCUAACCGGAGCUCGAACCGUGGUGGGAAUUUUGUCACGGGGAAUAACUCGAAAGAGGCAACAGGUGGUGAGCAAACCUGCUCACCAGGGCAGGUACGUCGGUCCAGCUCCAAAAAACGACCUGACUCUCUUCUACUUUACAGACAGAAAUGUGAGUUACUGAGAGGUGCAGCAAACUACCGGAAACAUCAUAUAACACGUAAGUUGCUGCUUAACUCUGGGAAUAAAAAUGUUCCAUUACUUGAGGCGGCAGAUAAGGAAUGUGAUUCUGAAGGCAACAUGGAAAAAAUCACCACACCUGGGGGAACAGCAAAGGAAUGUAGCCCACAUGUAGUUUCCUCCCAGUCAGAGAGGAGGAAGAAUGGACUCGCAGAACAACACAGCACUGAGAGCGGGAAUUCUGGGACAAAGGUGACAACAAGUCUCCUCGCCGUUCCUGAGUUUGAAAGGAGAUCUGGCAAAGGGGUCAGUCGUUCUCACUCUGACAUCAGCUCCAGGUACUCCAAAAACUUUGCAGACUUUGAUUCUUUUUUCAAGUACUGCGGGCUUGACGGUGAGGUCAUCAAGUCUUUGGGGAAGGAGAACUUCUCGGCACGCUCAGAUGAAAUUGCAAUAAACAUCCGCAGUGUCAGUGUCUCUACAUCAGACGGCGGCUUCUCCAGGAGCAGUGGUGACAGUGAUGGCUUACUGGAGGAUAAGUUAGAUAAAAAGAUACAUCAGGGGACGUCAGUUAUUGAGCGCAAUGCACGGAUUAUCAAAUGGCUAUACAGCUGCAAAAAUGCCAAAGAGACUGGGAAAAAGUUACGAGACCUCGACUGAGAUCAUUUCUUUUUUCUUACAGAAGACUAUGCUUACACAUUUUAUCCAUUUAACACAUUUUAGUGCGGACCAUACAUCAAAACACUAUCUGACAAAGAUCAAAUGUUCAUGUAUUUAUCUGUCCAAUGACUCUCUCAGACCUGACUCUUUCAAAAGCCCACAGAUAGAUAUAAUUCCUGGCUUUUGGUUGUGGAAAACAAUGACCUUUGCCCUUUCACUUUUCCACUGCACUGUACGUGUUCGCAGCUGUAGUGCAUGUUUGUGUGUAUGCGUGUGUGUAUGUAUU
This is a messenger RNA of Seriola dumerili (greater amberjack), 1505 nucleotides long. It is a transcript of the gene fam110c, whose product is annotated as family with sequence similarity 110 member C. The transcript has a single exon. Bases 167 to 1219 code for a protein of 350 amino acids. Lineage: Eukaryota; Metazoa; Chordata; Actinopteri; Carangiformes; Carangidae. The record is from RefSeq and is a predicted model, not a curated record.